Molecule: messenger RNA, 4427 nt
Organism: Castor canadensis (American beaver)
Lineage: Eukaryota; Metazoa; Chordata; Mammalia; Rodentia; Castoridae
Gene: Dync1li2
Product: dynein cytoplasmic 1 light intermediate chain 2
Biological process (GO): microtubule-based movement; microtubule cytoskeleton organization
Cellular component (GO): centrosome; cytoplasmic dynein complex
Molecular function (GO): dynein heavy chain binding
Source: RefSeq, a predicted model, not a curated record
UGGCACGGCUUCUGCGGCAGCGGCCAACGGCCGGCGGCCGGCGCGGGGGCGACCCGGUCCGGGUCCUUCCGGGUCCUCGGCCGGCCCGGGGGAGGGCCCUCUUUGUGGCUGCAGUUGGCAAGAUGGCGCCGGUGGGGGUGGAGAAGAAGCUGCUGCUGGGCCCCAACGGGCCCGCGGUGGCGACCGCCGGCGACCUGACCAGCGAGGAGGAGGAGGGCCAGAGCCUAUGGUCUUCGAUCCUGAGUGAAGUGUCCACCCGCGCCAGGUCCAAGCUGCCGUCCGGCAAGAACAUCCUUGUCUUCGGUGAAGAUGGUUCUGGUAAAACAACUCUUAUGACUAAACUACAAGGAGCAGAGCAUGGCAAAAAAGGAAGAGGCCUAGAGUAUCUCUACCUCAGCAUCCAUGAUGAAGACCGAGAUGAUCACACACGAUGCAAUGUGUGGAUCCUGGACGGAGACCUAUACCACAAAGGCCUGCUGAAGUUUGCAGUUUCUGCUGAAUCCUUGCCGGAGACCCUGGUCAUUUUCGUUGCAGACAUGUCUAGGCCUUGGACUGUGAUGGAAUCCCUACAAAAAUGGGCUAGUGUUUUACGUGAGCACAUUGAUAAAAUGAAAAUUCCACCAGAAGAAAUGAGGGAGCUGGAACGGAAGUUUGUGAAAGACUUUCAAGACUAUAUUGAGCCUGAAGAAGGUUGUCAGGGUUCCCCACAGAGAAGAGGGCCUCUGACUUCUGGCUCAGAUGAAGAAAAUGUUGCCCUGCCUCUGGGUGACAAUGUGCUGACUCAUAAUCUGGGGAUCCCAGUGUUGGUGGUGUGCACAAAGUGUGAUGCAGUGAGCAUCCUGGAGAAAGAACAUGACUACAGGGAUGAACACUUGGACUUCAUCCAGUCACACCUACGGAGGUUCUGCCUCCAGUAUGGAGCUGCCUUGAUUUACACCUCAGUGAAGGAAGAGAAAAACCUGGAUUUACUGUAUAAAUACAUUGUUCAUAAAACAUAUGGUUUCCACUUUACCACACCUGCCUUAGUUGUGGAAAAGGAUGCAGUUUUCAUACCUGCAGGCUGGGACAAUGAAAAGAAAAUAGCUAUUUUACAUGAAAAUUUCACAACUGUGAAGCCAGAAGAUACAUAUGAAGACUUUAUUGUGAAACCUCCUGUGAGAAAGCUGGUCCAUGACAAAGAGUUGGCAGCAGAAGAUGAGCAGGUGUUCCUAAUGAAGCAACAGUCACUCCUUGCCAAGCAGCCUGCAACACCCACGAGAGCCUCCGAGUCUCCUGCGAGAGGACCCUCUGGCUCUCCAAGGACCCAGGGCCGGGGUGGGCCAGCCAGUGUGCCCAGUGCCUCCCCUGGCACAUCAGUAAAGAAGCCGGACCCAAACAUCAAAAAUAAUGCAGCAAGUGAAGGGGUAUUGGCCAGCUUCUUCAACAGUCUGUUGAGUAAAAAAACAGGCUCUCCUGGAAGUCCUGGUGCUGGUGGGGUGCAGAGCACAGCCAAGAAGUCAGGACAAAAGACUGUGUUGUCAAAUGUUCAGGAAGAACUGGAUAGAAUGACUCGAAAACCAGACUCCAUGGUAACAAAUUCUUCAACAGAGAAUGAAGCCUGAUCUUCCUUAACAAGUGCAUAUGUCAAAUGACCAAAUAACUAUGUAUAUUGAUCUGCUAAGACCAGGACUUUUCUGAUACAGCACAUGCUAUCAGUUUUUGGGGGUAGGGGAGAUGAACUUUUUUUUAAAAAAAAAUACUUCAUUGGCUUGUCCAAGUGUGAAAUGCACAUUUAGGAAGGUUACAUGUCAGACCCCUUGUUAAGAAAGACCCUUGGGCUCUUGGGCAUGUGGCUCUCUCGUGGGAAGCAAGUGCAGCUGGGCUUCUUGUAGAGCAGAGGAAAAGGGUCUCCUUUCUUUCAGGAUGGAGAAAAUGAGAUCCAGGAAAUCAUUGAUCAGAUGCGGUUAGUCUGACCAGUUGCUUGUUAGCAAAUUCACGUGUUAGCAAAUUCACGUGUUCUUGGGAAGCAGAUUAAGUAGCAGAGAAUCCAGGAGAGAGAAAACUUGCAGGAGAAAUGAGAGAAGUGAUGGUGGGGAAGCUGAAAGUUAAGGGAAGUGGAAGAAGGAGGAGAUGAGCAGUGUUAGUAAAUACUGUGUGUUCGGUAGAAGUUGAAUAAUCAUUGUUUAAGACUUAAAAUUAGGAGCAUUUCCAAACUAAACACUAAGCAAAAUGGGAAUUAGACUUGUUCUGAAUGCAUCUUUACCUUAUGGGAGAUGUGUUAAGUGUGGGGUACCUGAGUCAGGUGGAGCUGACACAGGGUGGGAGGAUGUCAGCUGCCCAGAACCCACAUGCCUGGCCCAAGCCAUGUCCUUGGGAAGAUGCUGGGCUCCACAGAUGUACAUUGUGGGGCAGGCAGUCACUGUGCGCUGUAUUUAAAGUCAGCAGAUACAACAUUGAAUUUCUUUGAUUUGUGUUUUCUAAAUAGCUUCUGCUUUGUUUUUUAAAUUAAAUUUAUUAUUUUUUUUUUUACUACACAGGCUGGCCUAAUGUAGAAAAUGGGUGAUUGACCUCUCAUUUUAUCAUAAUGCAGUAUGCUGUAGAAAAGUUUGGGGAGGUUUUUAAUGUCAUUGAACUCUGGCUAAUUGGCUUGCACCAGUCCCUGCCUUAUAAUUUGUGGAAACCUUCAUGAGUUCCACUGAUGCAAAAGGGUCAUGUCCAAACUCCCUGGUCUGAUUAGUGCUAUCAGAUGGACAGAUAGUGUGGGUGUUUUAUAUUGAAAUGAAAAUGAUAAUUUUUUGUGUGUUUUUCAUAAAAUGUGGCUUUUUUUCCUUACGGAAAUGAGAUUUCAGGUGUCUCCCAUUUAGGGCAUAUUCAUGCACAUUGUCAUGUCACACCACCAUUCUGGGAAUGAUUUCUGUGGAUUUGAAAUGGCACUUUUAAUUUUUUAUGGCACAGAGCAUGUAAAUGCAAACACUACCAUGAAUUUAAUGUAUAAAACAUUUGUUGUUAAACCAAGGGAAAAACCACAGUUCACUUAUGUGGAGUUUACUUUUUUUUUUUAUAUGAAUGUUUGUUGUACUCUGUCUCAGCCUAACUUCCCUGAUGUCAGUACUUUCACAUACCAGAUUUGACUGACCACUAAUUCAGUACUGUGCAUAACUCAACAUCCUGUGUUAUAGAACAAGACUCUUGACGGUCUUGAAUUGCUUUUGUAAAGGUCUGAACACUGUUAAGGAGACAGUUGAAUAUUUACUUGCCUUUCUGACAAACAGAAAGAUGUUUCUUGUGCCAGUUUUUUUGUUGAAAUAUAAUAUUUUUCCUUUUUUAAUUCAGUUUUUUAAAACAUUGGCUUCCAAUUACCAGGUUAUUAGAUGAUGACAGUAAACUGACUGUGGAGUGACAGUUGUGGUAUAGUGACCAUUAGAUGCCAAACAGUUUAUGGCCACACUACUAAAGGUGGGGUCACUUAAUCUCUCUGUAGUAGCCAGGGGCAAGAUGAGUGGCCUCAGAAAGGAGAAGGAAUUGUUGGAGAGGGGAGUGCCUGAGAGGGACACAGUGUGACUUUACAUUUUAAUGCACAAUUUAAAGUUUUUAUCAUUUGAACUGAUAAGCACUUUUUGUGUCAAUGUGAAAUGUACUAAAACCAAUUAAGUGCUAAGACACCAGUCUUGUGAAGGAUGGUUUCUUGGAGACCACUCUUAUUCUUAUGAUAAGUGGUUGCUCCUGGUACCAGAAAAAAGCUGAGGCAUAGCGCUCAGUGGUUGCCAAAGUCUACCAACUCUGGGGAGUUCCAGGGUUCUUUUAGGGGAGGUGGGAGGAGGACAAAUCACUUUUGUUAUUUUGGAUUUUCAAGCAUUGGAACCAAAGGCCAAAUAAUAAACAGCCUUUACUUUUUAAAGUAAAAUUCAUUUUCUUUGCAGAAUUCACUUGUAUGGUAGACUGUAACGACAAUUUUAUGACUAUUUAUACAUAUUGCAACGGUUACAUCUGCUGUUUGUCUUUAAAGUGGAAAAAUCAAUGAAAAAUAAGCCCAGUCUAGAAAAUGUGGCCCAGACAAGGGCCACGAAUUAGUCUUUCCUAAAAAUGCAACAAGUAUGCUGCUAGAUUAUUUUAUUUUAUUUGCACUUCUUUUGAUUGGCAUUUUAAAAUCAGUAUUUAAACUGAAGACAUUGUUUUAUUAAUUUUACAAAGUUGAAAGUGACUGCUCAUCAUGACCUUAACAAUGUUGAUGCUGUAAGUGAAAGUUCACUGUCGUCUGUAUGCUAAGUUUAUUAGUGUUUUUAACUUAAAAUUAGGACUGCAGAUGAUCCCCCACCAGCCUUAGUCCAAGGGGUGUGGCUCUACAUGGGUGCAGUAUGCAGUCUUGUGGAACCUUGCUUUCUAGUGCUGGAAAAAAAAAAAAGAUGUCUCUAACUACUGGCUUCAAUAAACAAGAAUCCAGACCGCUU